Mycotypha africana is the source of this 2187-nucleotide messenger RNA. Its product is annotated as SGT1 protein-domain-containing protein. The coding region runs from base 1 to 2187 and encodes 728 amino acids. The transcript is spliced from 2 exons. NCBI's taxonomy places the organism in Eukaryota, Fungi, Mucoromycota, Mucoromycetes, Mucorales, Mycotyphaceae. Gene Ontology annotation, cellular component: nucleus. The record is from RefSeq and is a predicted model, not a curated record.
AUGGAAGACACCCUACAAGAAGUAUUCAAAGGAACAGCUUCUAAAGACAUUGACUACAUUCAGUAUGCUAUUUUUUUGCCUGUGAAUAAUAGUAACAAUGAUGAAGAAGCCUUGCUGACCUAUUUAAAAGAUACUUUGGACAUGAUCAACUCGUUGAUUCAGCCGAUCAUGAAAGAUUACAUUUGGCAAAAGGAUAAGUUUCACUUGUCCAUUGCUUAUGAACAGACUAAAGAUCCACCUUACCCUUUUCUAUUUGGGGCGAGCCGCUUUGGCGAUUGCAUUAACGAUGAAUGGUUUAUAGUGUACCUCUUGCAAUAUAUUUCUAAGCAUAUACCCGACUCCAUCAUUUCUCUUUCUGAUAAUGACGGCGAUGUUCUACUCAUUGAAGCCGCCCUUGAGUUACCUUCUUGGCUCGAUCCUUCUAACAGUCAAAAUCGCGUUUACUUAAUGAACGGCCAAGUGCAUAUUAUACCCUUACCUACAUCGCCUGCAGAUAUUUUGACAAUGCCUGCCUCUUCAGGUAAACUCACACGUCAGCAAGCCAUUCGACAUUUAAGACUACAGCAACCGUCCUCAAAACACACAUUAUUCUCGCCUGCUAUACAACAUAUUAUCAGCGAGCGUUUGGAGCAAGUCUCUCCUCAUGCCAGCAACGGAAAAUUUGAAAUGCAUUGUGCACGCUGUAUUUUACCCAAAAAAGCUGCCUUUGUGCUGCUAUCGGAACCUCAGCUGAUCACAUUGGCCAUUGAAGCAUUCUAUUACCGAGACCCCAGUGCGAUGAAAGCCUGCGCGUCAAUGAAAAUCUUUUCACCAAGGGAAGAUGAAGAUAUAGAUACCAUUCUUACUUUCACAAAAACGACUUAUGCGCAGACUGUGAGUCAGAAGUUUUAUGCACCCAAACCCUUUCGGUUACCCUCUAAUAAUGCAUCAAGAAAAGAGGAUAGAGAAAAAUACAAAUAUGCUGAAUUGGGAAUGAAAGUGACGUGUGGAUUGGAAAUGCUCUAUUACCAACAUGCUUCAUCCUCAUUAGCAGAAACAGACAUGGAAGACGUAGACCAUUACGAUUUUGAUAAGGACGCAAAAUAUCAAGCUUAUCUUCAGCAUUUGAACAAUUUGGGUUAUUUUCGUUCUGAGAAGAAGGGAUCUCAAUUGUACAAAUCACUUGAAAGACAAUCAAAAGAGCAAUAUCUCAGUUAUAGAAAGCAGUCCGCAUUACAUUACAAGCGCUUGAUUUCUUUAGAUGAUCUGGAUGUGGAAGAUGAAGAAGUCACCUUUGAUGGAGCGAGGUUAGAUACCCAUGUUCGGCAAACGAUCGAUAAUCUAUUGUCUCAUUAUUCAGAGGAAGCACUUCAACAACUGUUGUACGCAAAGAGGAACAAAAACGAAGAUAGUGAUGAUUGGAUGAAUGUAGACCCUCAACAACUAGAAGAGAUCCUAAUGAAGAGAAUGGGUCUGCAGCAAAAGCAAUUGAUGUCUGAUUUAGCGAAAGACAUGGGCAUGGAUGGUAGUGCUGGUGUGGAUCUGGAAGCCAUCAUGAGCAACCUGGAGGAUUUUGUGGAGCAUACCAAAAGUGGAAUUGAAGGGGUUGAAGUGUUCGACAAAAAUAACAGUAACUUUAGCAACGGAGACGAUGAUAAUGUUGAUGAUGAUAGCGAUUAUAGCGACUAUGAAGAGUUUGAGGAAGACAUGGGUGCUCUAAGUUUCGAUGUCGACAAAUUCAUGAGUAUUCUGAAAGGAACUUCCAGCCUUGAAUCUGAAGGUCCAGAAACGAUCACGCCAGGAAGCAGUCAAAAUGAUGGUUGUAGAAUAGCGGAAAUAACGGGGGAUGAUGAUGUGAAAGACGAAGAAGAGAAGAAUCUUGCUCAGGUCAUGGAAGACAUGGAUCAGGAAAUAUAUAGUCAUGACAAGAUAGGUCAAUCCUUUGUUAAAACACCCAAAAAUCCUGAACGCUUUGGAGAAGUCGAAGAUGGUUCUGAAAGUGAAGACGAUGAAGAUGAAGAGAAUGUGAAUGCGCCUGUGGAUAUUGAACUGAAUCUUGUAAAGAAUGUAUUAGAAAGUUUUAAAAGCCAACAAGGUCUUCCCGGACCUGUCGGUACUAUGCUGAAUCAGUUCGGUAUUGUACUUCCAGGUGAUAUUGAAGAGAAUGACGAGCAAGAAAAUGAAGGAGGCAGCAAUAGUAAUCAAUAG